Phytophthora nicotianae INRA-310 is the source of this 996-nucleotide messenger RNA. RefSeq lists its product as hypothetical. Bases 52 to 708 code for a protein of 218 amino acids. Lineage: Eukaryota; Oomycota; Peronosporomycetes; Peronosporales; Peronosporaceae. The transcript has a single exon. The record is from RefSeq and is a predicted model, not a curated record.
UUGUGACUGCCAUCGAGUUGUCGCAUUCCACAACUGAGCAUCUCGAGCAUCAUGACGGACUCGGACGCCAAGGCCGUGGUGCUCCAAGCCGCACGCGUGCUAGUAUUUCUGGUACUCAACCAUCUGCUCGCGUCCACAGGUUUUAUUGUGAUCCUGUUCGGCAUCGCGUUCUCGCUCGGGUCGCUGGCACUAUGCUGCUUGGGCGUCGUCGUAUUCCAAGGGUUACUGUACUUGGCGCCACUGCUCGCGCGUCUCGACGUGGCGCUUUACAACUUCUUAGAGCCUCCGGAGAACAAGUUAUACGGCCAGAUUCCGCACUAUGGCGAGAAUGGAACGUACUUUGCGCGACCAUCACUCGCCGUAUUGGUCUACUUCAGUACUGCCAAGCUGGGUGUCGGCGUACUCAGCGCUAUGGUGGUGAUCAUUCCGUUCUCCAUGCCGGUCCAUGCUCUCACGUCACCUGUCUUUCGAGCCGAGUACUUCAGUGAAGGCUGGUUCAACCUUUGGGCCUUUCUAGUGGUGGCUACCGCUCUGUUGAUCGGUGGCUUCGUCGCAAUGCCGCAUGUGGCGAGACUCUCGUGCAUCACCACGCGCCUGCUGUGCCGUGAAGUCUUCACGUCGAUCUACACACGCGAUUACGUGCCGUCCGUCUCAGAGGACUCGGCAAUGCCCUCGUACGGCACCAAAGAGCCCAUGCAACAAGUUUGACGAGGAAUGAAGUCAAGAGAUAGCAGAGACCAAGACCUACAGCGGGAAAUUGCACCAUACAAGACAGAACUUUAGACUACGCACAAGAAAUGAAAUCGAUCUGGUCUCGAGCGAUAGAGCACCAGAAUUUUUGCCAUGCCUUUCCAUAACAGCAAGUGACACUGAAGGUUGACAAGUUCAACAAAAAACCGUCAUUCAAAUGAGGAAAAUGGCACUCUUUUGACAGUCAAAACUUGAAUUUAGUUCAUCAUAAUAACAUCGAAUUACACAAUUAAUUUGACAAAGGAG